GAUUUGUUUUUUUGUUGUUUUGUGAACUGUUUGUGAGCCUCUAGUUGAUUAAUUGGAUUUUAUCCGAUAAAAAUGAUGAUAAUAAUAAUAAUUCGGAAACAUUUCACAUAUCCUCAGUUAUGACAAAACUAAUAGAAACAAUAGAAAACAUAUAGAAAUAGAAACCUUUCAGCUAAUCAUCUCAAAAUAAACAACACAGAUUGAAUUAAAUCACUCGCGUCUAGUAGUAGACCCAACGUUUAUGUGGGCGCAAAUCCCGACAGCUCUAGUCUAUGGCGCGCAGUUUUAAACUUACAUUUAGUGCUACUGGAAGGAGGAGUAUAUUUAAAUGAAUUUCAAUAUUUCCGUAUUUAUUUGAAUUGUUCUUAUAUCUCUAUACUUGUAACUUGUAUUUGACUCACACCACUAGCUUUCCCUUUACGAAAUUUUUUUUGUUCAAAAUAUUCGCCUAUGUUUACUGAUAAUUAUCCACCUUUUUAUUGUAUCUUUCCCUUCGACGUUUACAAAUCCACUGGCAUGCACUUUAAUGGCAUAAUCGCAUUUUAGUGAUGCUUCGAGUGGAGCUAUUUCAUACUCUUCUCCAAAAUGUCCGUGACUUUCAGAUUUUAGAUUUACAAAUUAUCUUCGUAUUUGCAUAAAGGACACAUUCAUUGGUUGGACCAACAGGGAGUUGUAAUUCUUAUUUUCUAUACCUGAAAUAUUUAAGAGAGUUCAAUUUUGUUAUAUUUUCGGCAAUAACUGAACUAUCAUUCUGUAAUUGUUUAAAAGAAAACCAAAAUUACAGCAAAUCUCAUAUGUCAAUGAUAUAGAAAGAGACAUUCACUCCUCAGGACUGAGGGCUGCCUACAUUUUUAUUUUGCCUCACUUUUAUCGUGCAUAGAGUCCGUUCCAGAUCAGAGACAAGUCUUGUCUCUGUCCAGAUACUUGAAUUAGAUAAUUGAUGUGGAAUGGGGACAUAACCUCAUUAUUUGUUUAUUUAUUCUUAACAGCUGAUGUUGAUGUUGAGUAGGUUUCAGGCCGUUUCAGGCUGUUUUGUUGGUUUUUACAAUUUCUGUUUUCUCAUAUGAAUGAUUUUAAUAUCCAAUAUUUAAUAGGUGGGUAAAUCUAGCAUUGCAACCAUUUUGUUUUAAUUUUAAAUGGCAAUAUUGUUCCAUCGCUUUGUUUGAUGCAAAGCUCAUCUCCAACCAUCGGAAAGUGAAUAGAUAGCAGCGAAACGAACUCUGUUACAGCCAUUAACUUAAACACAGGAAUAUGGAUGACCACUCGAGGACCAUUGUACAUAUAGACAUAGACUGUUUUUACGCUCAAGUUGAAAUGCUGAAAGAGCCCAACUUAAAAGAUAAGCCGUUAGGAAUAAGACAAAAAAAUAUGGUAGUUACCAGCAACUAUAUUGCUAGAGAAUAUGGAAUUAAAAAGUGCAUGUCGGUUGGAGAGUCAAAGAAGUUAUGCCCCCAAUUAGUGCUGGUGAAUGGUGAAGAUUUGUAUGAUUACAGACAUGCUUCUCAGAAUGUUUCAGAGCUUUUACAAGAAUUCUCACACCUGGUUGAAAGGUUGGGGCUGGAUGAAAAUUUUAUUGAUAUAACAGAUUUAGUGAGUAAAAGAGCUGAGAACGACGUUACGGUAGUGGGAUACUCAUUUGGAGAUAAAAAUGCGAUUUCAUGUGACUGUGGAUGUGAGCGACGGAUUCGCAUCGGAUCUCAAAUCGCACAAGAAAUUAGGAAUACGAUAUUUGAAAAGCUUCAACUUACUACUUGUGCGGGAAUAGCUCACAAUAAGAUUCUAGCCAAAGUAGUUGGCUCCAAAAACAAACCCAACAAGCAGACUGUAGUGUAUCCUAAUAGUGCAUCGGAAUUGAUCCUUAGCUUGGGAAGCGUCCAAAACGUUCCGUGGAUUGGACAAGUAACUGCCGAAGCCUUGAGAACAAUAUCUAUAAACAGCGUUGAAGACUUACAAAACUGUAGUAGAAGCCAACUAGCAAAUAUUUUUGAUCCAGAAAAAGCCCUGAGUCUACUAAAUCUCAGUGUGGGUAUAGACAAUACGGCUGUAAAAAGAAGUGGGAAGCCGCAAAGUAUUGGCCUGGAAGAUGCUUGCAAGCUCACUCAACCGAAAGAAGUGGAACUCAAGUUCCGAGUACUCCUGAAACGUCUGCUCACAAUCGUCAACGAAGACGGAAGAGUUCCUAAAGUAUUAAAAAUCGUAGUGAGAAAAUUAGAUAAAACGCAUCCACAAGGAGGUGCCAGAGAAACAAGACAAUCCAACAUAAAUAUUCCGCCAUGUAACGAAGAGCAAAUAAUUCAAGUUGCUAUGAGCCUAUUUUGGAAAACUGUCGACAAAGCGAAAAUGUUCAGUAUUAUUGGUUUAGGACUGUCAUUUUCAAAGUUCGUGGAUAAACCGAGUGAAACAAACACGUUGACUGCUUUUCUAUUCAAAAAUGUAAAACCACCUCGAGAGCUGAAUAGUGAAAUACCCGUGGAACCAAAUCCUAAGCGUAUUAAGCUAUUUUCAUCAGAAAGCUCUUCAUCGGAAGCAAACUCUUCUGUUAAAAUCGAGUGUCCUGCGGACGUUGAUCCGGAUGUGUUCAAAGAGCUGCCUUUCGACAUGCAAAAAGAAGUCUGGGACGACUAUAAGAGCAAAACUGCCCGAAGCAAAUGUGCGCACACCAAUAAAUCUAGCAAAAAAACCGUACAAAUUAAUACUUUAUUUAAUUAUAUGACAAGGAAAUAAUGUGCUUGUUUUUACAAAAUAUAGACAGUGCCAAGUA
Messenger RNA from Dendroctonus ponderosae (mountain pine beetle), 2761 nucleotides. RefSeq names its product DNA polymerase iota (gene PolI). Gene Ontology annotation, molecular function: DNA-directed DNA polymerase activity; damaged DNA binding. Lineage: Eukaryota; Metazoa; Arthropoda; Insecta; Coleoptera; Curculionidae. The transcript is spliced from 3 exons. Bases 1252 to 2724 code for a protein of 490 amino acids. The record is from RefSeq and is a predicted model, not a curated record. Gene Ontology annotation, biological process: translesion synthesis.